AUGUUGGUGCCCGUGUUCACGCUGAAGCUCAACCACAAGAUCCUGCCCCGCAUGGUGGCGCUGGGCCGGUACGACGGGACGCACCCCUGCCUGGCGGCCGCCACGCAAGCGGGCAAGGUUUUUAUUCACAAUCCUCAUGCCCGAGGACAGAGAACAUAUACAAACCGAAUGGUGCAAAGUAACCAAGAUUCAGACAUUUCUCUUCUGAACAUUAAUCAAGGGAUCACUUGUCUGACUUCGGGGAUGCUGAACCCUCAGCUGGGUUAUGACUGUCUUCUGGUUGGAACACAGACUAAUUUAUUGGCUUAUGAUGUGUAUAACAACUCAGAUUUGUUUUACAGAGAGGUUUCAGAUGGAGCCAAUGCAAUAGUUCUGGGAAAGCUGGGAGAUAUUUCACCCCCACUUGCUAUUAUUGGUGGAAACUGUGCCCUGCAGGGCUUUGAUUAUGAAGGAAAUGACCGUUUCUGGACAGUUACUGGAGACAAUGUUCGUUCGCUAGCACUGUGUGACUUUGAUGAUGAUGGGAAAACUGAGCUUCUUGUUGGCUCUGAAGAUUUUGACAUCCGCGUGUUUAAAGAGGAUGAGAUUGUGGCAGAAAUGUCAGAGACAGAGACUGUCACUGCACUUAGCCCCAUGUAUGGCAGUCGCUUUGGCUACGCUCUUGCCAAUGGCACCGUCGGAGUUUACAACAAGACAGCACGCUACUGGAGGAUUAAGUCAAAAAACCAAGCAAUGAGCAUACAUGCGUUUGACCUGAACUCUGAUGGAGUGUGUGAGUUGAUCACUGGCUGGUCUAAUGGGAAGGUUGAUGCACGCAGUGACCGGACUGGGGAGGUCAUCUUUAAGGACAACUUUGCUUCGUCGAUUGCAGGACUGGUGGAGGGGGAUUACAGAAUGGAUGGGAGCACUCAGUUAAUCUGCUGCUCAAUUGAUGGUGAAGUCCGAGGCUAUCUGCCAGGAGGUGAGGAAAUGAAAGGGAACCUAAUGGAUACAAGUGCUGAGCAGGAUCUUAUCCGAGAACUUAGUCAAAAGAAACAAAAUCUGCUGCUGGAACUGAAAAAUUAUGAGGAAAAUGCAAAGGCUGAAUUGAACACUCAGUUGAAGGAAGCUGAUGCACAGAGAGGUGUAAUUCCAGCAAACACCCAACUCCAGACAUCCCUCUCAGUUAAUCUGGGCUCUGACAGCCAGUCUGCCCAUGUGGAGUUGUGUAUUUCCACCACAAAUGACACAAUCAUCCGAGCUGUGCUGAUCUUUGCUGAGGGCAUAUUUGAAGGAGAGAGCCAUGUGAUCCACCCCAGUCUCCAGAACCUCUCAGGCUGCAUUCGUGUUCCCCUUACUCCACCCAAAGAUGUCCCUGUGGAUUUGCACAUCAAAGCCUUUGUGGGUUACCGGAACAGCACACAGUUCCACGUAUUUGAGUUGACAAGACAGCUUCCCCGUUUUUCUAUGUAUGCCCUGAGCAGUCCAGACUUGGCCACAGAGCCCCUGAGCUUUGUUAACUGUACCAUGAAUGAGAGGCCACAAAGGAUCGUUAUGUGGCUGAAUCAGAGCUUCUUGCUGCCAGAGGAUGCUGAGUUUCAGAGUGCUCCCUUUCAGGUUUGCUUCACUUCACUUCGUAAUGCAGGUCAGCUCUGCAUCAAAAUCAAGCCUGGUGGAGAGAUUUCCAUCAACACAGAUGAUAUUGAUCUAGCUGGUGACAUUAUCCAGUCAAUGGCCUCUUUUCUGGCCAUUGAAGAUUUGCAGGUGGAAGCAGAUUUUCCUGCAUAUUUUGAGGAGCUGCGGAAAGUGUUGGUGAAGGUGGAUGAGCACCAUUCAGUGAAUCAGAGGCUGACUGCUGACAUGGCUGAACACUCCAACCUCAUCCGCAGCAUGCUGGUUCAGGCGGAAGAUGCCCGGCUCCUGGGAGAUAUGAAAAACAUGAAGACACGGUACAGUGAGCUGUAUGACCUGAACAGAGAUUUAAUAAAUCAAUACAAAAUUCGUUGCAACAAUCACACAGAGCUGUUGAAUAAUCUGAAAGCUGUGAAUCAGGCAAUCCAAAGGGCUGGGCGGUUACGUGUUGGCAAACCUAAAACACAAGUGGUCAGUGCUUGUCGGGAUGCAAUAAGAAGCAACAACUUCAACACACUGUUCAGGAUAAUGCGUGUGGGAACAGCCUCCUCUUAGGGAGAGGAGCAGCAGCUGCACAGAGGCAUGAUUCCAUGAACUGGGCAGAUAAUGGAUGAGAAGCAGUUAAUUCAGACCCCUACUCCACUGUAGGGUGAAGUAAUUACAAUGGUAGUGCUGUAGCUAAGUUGUCAGGUAAGAAAUACUACACAGACCAAAGCUCCAUGAUAAGACCAUCAGAGUUUAAGUGCAGAUAUGGUAUUUAUGCAAGACAGACAUUCAAACAGUUAUUUUUUAUUACAGUAACUUAUUUAUGUAUGUAAAUAUAUUUUGUAGUUAAGACAUUGAUCUUUUCCAUUAAAACAUAGACUGG
Messenger RNA from Parus major (Great Tit), 2479 nucleotides. RefSeq names its product Bardet-Biedl syndrome 2 (gene BBS2). Lineage: Eukaryota; Metazoa; Chordata; Aves; Passeriformes; Paridae. Gene Ontology annotation, biological process: non-motile cilium assembly. The record is from RefSeq and is a predicted model, not a curated record. The coding region runs from base 1 to 2166 and encodes 721 amino acids. Gene Ontology annotation, cellular component: ciliary basal body; membrane; motile cilium. Gene Ontology annotation, molecular function: protein binding. The transcript is spliced from 17 exons.